AUGAACCGAUGGGGCAUCACUUCCUUUUUGGAGCCGGCAAGCCGAAGACGAGGGUCCCAGUUGCUUUCAACUGGGGACGUCGCAGAGGCGGGAUAUUCGGUGGCUUCAAGCCCGGCCCCGGUGGCUCCAACGUUCGAGUCCUUCGAGGUUCCUGGACAGGUGCCAGAACCUAUGGUGCCCCUCCCGCAGGGUGUGGAGGGUCGCUCAAGGAGAUCGCGACCCAGCACUGCAGGGCGGCCCAGUACUCCUUCCUGGUUACGACCACCCUGGCAACGCAGCGACACGCCUUUGGCCUCAUGGACUCGGCCCGACACCCCGUCCACAGUAUGCGAUGAUGCAGAGGCCGCAAACUUGCCUAGAUGGAAGGUGGUGGAUGGUCAAUACGUGCCACUGAAGUCGUCCCAGUCGGGCCGCUUCCUACCGCCUUUGCAACGCCCCUUGUGA
Molecule: messenger RNA, 444 nt
Organism: Cladocopium goreaui
Lineage: Eukaryota; Dinophyceae; Suessiales; Symbiodiniaceae
Source: the annotation of a GenBank genome assembly